Molecule: messenger RNA, 1944 nt
Organism: Pogonomyrmex barbatus (red harvester ant)
Lineage: Eukaryota; Metazoa; Arthropoda; Insecta; Hymenoptera; Formicidae
Product: cytochrome P450 9e2 pseudogene
Source: RefSeq, a predicted model, not a curated record
UGAUGGUAAUUGAUAGUAAUUGUGAUAUUCAUAUUAUUUUAAUCAUUUGCAAAUCGAAUACGACGAUGUUAUAUUUAAUGUUAUUGUAUAUUAUACGAUUUGUAUUAUAUAAAUUACAUUAGUCAAAAGAGUAUUGAAGAUUUAUACAAAGUCAAGUAUCAACGAUUAAUCUUACAUAAUGUCAGCUUGAAAACUGUUGCAUCAGAAAAAUAUUGAGUAUAUUACUCAUAAAAUGCUGCCGUACAAACAGUUGUCUGCAACGAGUCGUGUAAUAUCACUCGCUGAGUAUCAUUUUAUCGAAUGUUCGUGAAGAAAUUGUAAAUCGAUUUUUCAAUAAAAUCGAAGAUUUGCUAUGGAAUACUGGUCGAUAUUGCUAUCGAUAGUGAUCGGUGUGAUCAGCAUUUAUUAUCUUUUUAAAAAUUUUAAUUUCUUUAAACGACAUGGUCUUAUUCAUAUGCCGGUUGUUCCAAUACUCGGUUCCAUGUCAUCGAUUAUAUUUCGCCAAAUAGCAUUCGUCGAUUCAAUCGUGAAGAUGUACAAUUUCAAUCCGAAUGCAAAAUAUUAUGGAUUCUAUGCCACGACAACUCCGACGUUCUUGCUUCGCGAUCCAGAACUCAUUAAGAGCGUUCUCGUUAAGGAUUUCGAGGCAUUUCCUAAUCGUCGUGGUUUCAGUUCGGCCGAUCCUUUACUCGGAAAAAAUUUGUUUUCCCUUCAUGGAGAAAAAUGGCGGAACGUGAGGACUUUGUUGAGCCCUUCUUUUACAUUGAGCAAGAUGAAAAUGAUGUUCUCACUGAUGUCAGAUUGUGCUGUGGAGUUUGCUGAAUUUCUGUCAACAUUAUCAGCGGAUAGAAGCGAGAUAGAUAUGAAAGAUGCCUUCACUAAAUAUACGAACGAUGUCAUCGCCACGUGUGCGUACGGAAUCAAGAUCAAUACUAUGAAGGAUCCGACAAACAAAUUCUACGUUUACGGCAAGGAAGCGACUAGCUUCAUAGGGUCUCGCUCUUUAAAGUUUCUUUUUCUUCGAUCUUUCCCGGCUCUCAGUCAAAUUCUCAAUAUAAAGCUUAUAAGCGAUCACGUGGCGAACUUCUUUAAGGAUACUAUAAUGACUACGAUUGCCACUCGUGACACCGAGCACAUUACACGCCCGGAUAUGUUGCAGUUAAUGAUGGACAUUAGAGGUAAAGAAGGCCGUCGACAACUGGACAUCGAUGAAAUGACCGCGCAAGCGUUCAUCUUUUUCUUCGGCGGCUUCGAUACCAGUUCCACCGCGAUGUCCUUCGCAGCUCACGAAAUCGCAGUUAAUCCAGAAGUUCAGAAAAAGUUACAACAAGAGAUCGACAAGGUUUUAGAGGAGUCAAAUGGAGAAGUAACUUACGAAACUAUCAGCCGGCUCGAAUAUUUAGACGCGGUGAUAAGCGAGGUUCUCAGAUUAUAUCCACCAGUUCCCUUUUUAGAAAGGAAAUGCGAAGGAUCUUAUGAAUUACCACCCACAUUACCGGGCGAGAAAUCUUUCACUAUGAAGAAAGAUAUGCUCUUUUGGAUUCCAGUUUUCGCGAUUCAUCGUGACGAGAAGUACUAUGAUAAUCCGGAAAAAUUUUAUCCAGAAAGAUUUUUAAACAACAGGACGUACCAUAAUUCUUCGUGUUACAUACCAUUCGGAUUAGGACCAAGAAUGUGCAUUGCCAACAGAUUCGCCCUACUAGAAGUCAAAGUUUUACUGUUUCAUUUAUUAGCACGAUGUGAACUGAAACUUUGCGCAAAGACUACAUACCCAAUGAAAUUCAGUAAGAAAGGUCUGGUAAUGAUGCCGGAAAAUGGUUUCUGGCUAAAUAUUCAGCGUCGAACAAAUCCAAUGAUUGACUCCAAAGUUGAUAGCUAAACUUAGAAAACAUUUUAAAUAACAAUAAUGAAGAAUUAUAUUUGCAAUAGAAAUUAUUCAUACAU